UUCAAAAAAAUCGAGAGAUGGCGUCCUGCAUCCCGUGAAUAAUCAAAAAUGAUUAUAAAGAAUUGAUGAAGAGGUCACUCUACCGUAAUGUAUCAUUAUGCUACGACCCCUCAAUUGAAGUAGGCUAAUAAUCGUCAUCUUUCACUGAUAGAAACAGCAUUUCUUUUGGUGCUGUUCUGCAAUAGCCUAUUCGUAUUCCACCUGGCUUUCCCACAUUUAACAGGGGGGUUGGUUCCGCUGCGUUUGUUUCAGCAUCCUCCAACUUCCGCCUCUGCGUGUCCAACGCAAGGAGACAGGGGGAGAAGGGUGAUGGCUGCCGGUGGAGGAUGCGGGGAGACUGUGGAUCAGUACCGGGCGGAGGUGGAGCGGCUUACCCAGGAACUUGCGGAAGCUAACAGAGAGAAGAUAAGGGCGGCAGAAUGCGGUCUUGUUGUGUUGGAUGAGAACCAGACUCUAAAGCACCAGUAUGCCGAUCUGGAAUCGGAACAGGAGACGCUGAAGCAAGAGUUGGAACAAUUACAAGAGGCGUUUGGCCAGGCAUACUCCAACCAGCGUAAGGUGGCGGAGGAUGGCGAGAUCAACGAGGAGUCGCUGCUGCAGGAGUCAGCGUCAAAGGAGGCCUUCUACAUGGGCCAGCUGCUGGAGCUGCAGACGGAUCUGAAGCUGAGCCGCUCCGUGGCGUCCAACGCGUCCAACGAGAGCGAGAGGCUCAACACCGUGCUUCAGGAGCACAAAGAGAGUAAUGAGAUGCUGAAGCUGCAGCGGAGCAGGAUGAGAGAGGAAAUCAGGGAGUAUAAAUUCAGAGAGGCGCGACUCCUACAGGACUACACUGAGCUGGAGGAGGAGAACAUCACCCUGCAAAAACUAGUGUCCACCCUCAAACAGAACCAGGUGGAGUAUGAGGGUCUGAAGCAUGAGAUCAAGGUUCUGGAAGAGGAGACGGUGCUGCUGAACAGCCAGCUGGAGGAUGCUGUGCGUCUGAAGGACAUCUCUCAGUCCCAGCUGGAAGAGGCUCUGGACACCCUGAAAAUUGAGAGGGAGCAGAAGAACAGCCUGAGGAAGGAGCUAGCCCACCACAUCACCCUCAGCGACAGUGUGUACGGGGCCGGAGCCCACCUGGCUCUCACCGCCACUGUCGACGGGCUUAAAUUUGCCACCGAAGAGGUCGGGAGUAAUGGUACAGCCAUGCAUAAUGGAGCCAACGGGAAUGAGGAUAGCAACGGCCACUGUAAUGGACACCUGGGAUUGGCUACGAUGAACGGCGACUACCGGCUGCCCAGGGAGGGGUUGCAUGGUCCUGUGUCUGACCUCUUCAGCGAGCUCAACCUGUCUGAGAUGCAGAAAGUAAAAAAGCAGCUGUUUCAGGUGGAGCGUGAGAAGUCAUGCCUCCUGAUGAACCUGCAGGAGUCCCAGACCCAGCUGCAGCACAUGCAGAGCGCCCUGACGGAGCAACACGAGCACGUCCAACGCCUCACCGAGCGUGUCAACGUCAUGAAGCACCUCCAAAGUGACAAGGAGAUGGCUGAUGCUCAGGAGUCUGAGAAGUCCAACGGGUCGCCCUCGCCCUGUCACCGCGACUACGAAGUGGACAUCCACGGGAUGGACAUCCUGGAGUGUAAGUACAAGGUGGCAGUAACCGAGGUGAUCGACCUGAAGGCGGAGCUAAAAGCCCUGAAGGAGAACUAUAACCAGUGUGUGGAGGGCCAGGGGGAGGAGCGGAGCAGCAGCGAUGGGAAGGACCAGGCUCUGGACGAGCAGGUCAACCGGCUGGAGCAGAGCUGCCACGAUUCCCACGAUAGGGUGGUGUGUUUGGAGGCGGAACUAAAGACGGCGACGGGUGUGGCCUCAGAGAGCCACAGCAUGCUGAACACAGCGCAGGACGAGCUGGUAACAUUCAGCGAGGAGCUGGCCCAGCUCUACCACCACGUGUGUCUCUGCAACAAUGAGACGCCCAACCGCGUCAUGCUGGACUACUACCGCCAGAGCCGUAAUACCCGCAGCAGCAGCCUCAAGGGCUCUGAGGACCCCCGGGCACUCCUCUCCCCCCGCCUGGCUAGACGCCUCGCCGCUAUCAACGCAGGGUUCUCCGAGGCCCCAUGGAGCCCCAUAGACUCGCCCUCCAAAGAACCCCCCAGUGGGGACAACGGGGAAACAGGGAGGGAGUCCCCAGCACCAGGCAGCCAGGGGAGCCCAACCCGCACCCUCAUGGGCUCCCCGGUCAUCAACGGCACCAACGGCCCUACCUCCUCCUCCCCCGUGCCUCCCGAGGCAAGUGGAGAUCUGCGUAAGGAGCCCAUGAACAUCUACAACCUGAACACCAUCAUCAGGGACCAGAUCAAACACCUGCAGAGGGCCGUGGACCGCUCCCUCCAGCUGUCUCGACAGAGGGCAGCCGCCCGGGAGCUGGCCCCCUUGUUCGACAAGGACAAGGAGGCCUGCAUGGAGGAGAAAUCCUCACAGCUCAAGUCCCUCCUCAGCACCAAGAGGGAGCAAAUUGCCACGCUAACUGGUGCUCAAAGCAACAAACAGACUGCAGAGGUGGCACUGGCUAAUCUAAAGAGCAAGUAUGAGAAUGAGAAGUGCAUGGUGACAGAGACCAUGAUGAAGCUGCGGAACGAGCUGAAGGCCUGAAGGAGGGAAGCCGCCACCUUCUCCUCUCUCAGGGCCAUGUUCGCCACCAGGUGUGAUGAGUACGUGACUCAGUUGGAUGAGAUGCAGAGACAGCUGGCAGCGGCGGAGGAUGAGAAGAAAACCCUGAACUCCCUGCUCCGCAUGGCCAUCCAGCAGAAGCUGGCCUUGACCCAACGCCUGGAGGACCUGGAGUUUGACCACGAGCAGGCCAGGGACCGCGGCCGCGGCACAAAGGUGCCCAAGAUCAAGAGUAGCCCGCCCAAAGUAAGUCGACGAGCCGCUCUCACCGCUCCCCCCAGCCCUACCAUGAUACACAGCCCUUCCUCCACCAGCUCCCACCCCUUCAACACCUCCCUGACCCUCUGCAGCCCUCCCUCCCUGGAGCUGCCCCUGUCCUCCAACCCCUGGUCGGCCUCAGACAGAGGCUCAUCCCAGUUCUCUUCCUUGCCUCCCCUGGGUGACCCCCAAUGGUCCCUAGGCACUCAGACCUUCAUUAUUGACCCAGAGUCGCUGAGUUUAGAGUUCUGUCGACUCGUUAACAGUCGAGACUCUGGUCUGCACUCUCCUAGCUCUGCCCCUGCGUCUCCCUACCGCUCACCCAUUCCCAAGACUUGGCAACACUUGUCGCCGGGGUCGGUGAGAACUCGUACCCAAAAAGACGCUCCUCGCCCCUCUGCUCUGGCCACAUCUCCCAGCAACCCUGUCCCUCGCUCCUACAGUUCCCAGAUGCCCCAGCCCUGAGUCCGGGGGGGUGGGUUGGAAACAGAGAGGAGGACAGACUGGUUUCCUGUUUCCUGUGUCUGGCUUGACCUAUGCCUAUGCAGUACUGUGACACUCUUCUCAGGGAUUGGCUAUGAGAAGGAGCCCAACAGAGCUUGUUCCAUCUGCAGACAAUACUCAACAGUCUGUUUGUAGUUUUGGGCUCAUAAGGUACAACAGUUGCUAUUGUCCAUUUCUGUAAAUAAAGGGAUUUAGAGAAUAAAUUAAAUAUACUGUAUGUGAGAAAUAUACUAGGAAAUGUGAAGUUCUAAUGAAAAAUAAUGUUGAAUUUUAGUGUACGAGGAUGUGGUGUGUUUAAUGAGCUAAGAUAGUGUGAGGGGAUACUUGUACAUUUUGGAGAUAUUUUAUGCGCUAUAACACAAUGUUGUAUUUCCCAACCUUGGCACAUACUUCUCAUAUCACACAACCUAAUUAUUUUCCCAAUGCCUAUUAACAUUCUUAGGCAAUUGAUUUUCCCUGUUGUAUUCAAUGCAUAUGAUCAAAGUCUCUUUGUAAUCAAUACAUGCGUUGCUUUUUCCAACCAUCUAUAGACUGUGCGCAGAGCUACCAUGUGUACUGUGAGCCUCAUUGACCCAUGGUGCCACUCAGUGGCUGAUUUACACAGUUACAGCUGAAACACAUUGAUAGCCAUUGGAAUUCCUCAGUCUGUCCCAGUAGAGGCUGGUGGGAGGAGCUACAGGAGGACGGGCUCAUUGUAAUGUCUGGAAUGGAACUG
Messenger RNA from Salvelinus sp. IW2-2015, 4126 nucleotides. NCBI's taxonomy places the organism in Eukaryota, Metazoa, Chordata, Actinopteri, Salmoniformes, Salmonidae. The record is from RefSeq and is a predicted model, not a curated record.